This is a messenger RNA of Neomonachus schauinslandi (Hawaiian monk seal), 2360 nucleotides long. It is a transcript of the gene MPP2, whose product is annotated as MAGUK p55 scaffold protein 2. Gene Ontology annotation, cellular component: plasma membrane; cell-cell junction. Lineage: Eukaryota; Metazoa; Chordata; Mammalia; Carnivora; Phocidae. Gene Ontology annotation, molecular function: protein binding. Bases 1 to 1710 code for a protein of 569 amino acids. The transcript is spliced from 12 exons. The record is from RefSeq and is a predicted model, not a curated record.
AUGGCAGGCAGCCCAGGCAGCGGGGCCUCCUUGGAGGGUGUAUCCCUGGGCUCUUCUGAGGAAGCUGAUCUCCGGAGGGAAGCCAUGCAGCAAGUCCUGGACAACCUCGGAUCGCUCCCCAAUGCCACGGGGGCUGCAGAACUGGACCUGAUCUUCCUUCGAGGCAUUAUGGAAAGUCCCAUAGUGAGAUCCCUGGCCAAGGCCCACGAGCGGCUGGAGGAGACCAAGCUGGAGGCUGUGCGCGACAACAACCUGGAGCUGGUGCAGGAGAUCCUCCGGGACCUGGCCCAGCUGGCGGAGCAGAGCAGCACCGCGGCGGAGCUGGCCCGCAUCCUCCAGGAGCCGCACUUCCAGUCCCUCCUGGAGACACACGACUCUGUGGCCUCAAAGACCUAUGAGACACCACCCCCCAGCCCUGGCCUGGACCCCACCUUCAGCAACCAGCCGGUGCCUCCCGACGCAGUGCGCAUGGUGGGCAUCCGCAAGACUGCUGGAGAGUAUCUGGGCGUGACGUUCCGUGUGGAGGGCGGCGAGCUGGUGAUCGCGCGCAUUCUGCACGGGGGCAUGGUGGCUCAGCAAGGCCUGCUGCACGUGGGCGACAUCAUCAAGGAGGUGAACGGGCAGCCGGUGGGCAGCGACCCCCGCGCGCUGCAGGAGCUCCUGCGCAGUGCCAGCGGCAGCGUCAUCCUCAAGAUCCUGCCCAGCUACCAGGAGCCCCAUCUGCCCCGCCAGGUGUUUGUGAAAUGCCACUUUGACUAUGACCCUGCAAGAGACAGCCUUAUCCCCUGCAAGGAAGCGGGCCUACGCUUCAACGCGGGGGACUUACUGCAGAUUGUAAACCAGGACGACGCUAACUGGUGGCAGGCAUGCCAUGUGGAAGGGGGCAGCGCUGGGCUCAUCCCCAGCCAGCUGCUGGAGGAGAAGCGGAAAGCCUUUGUCAAACGGGAUCUGGAGCUGACACCCACCUCAGGGACCCUGUGUGGCAGUCUUUCAGGAAAGAAAAAGAAGAGAAUGAUGUACUUGACUACCAAGAAUGCAGAGUUUGACCGCCAUGAGCUGCUCAUUUAUGAGGAGGUGGCCCGCAUGCCUCCCUUCCGCCGGAAAACCCUGGUGCUAAUCGGAGCCCAGGGUGUGGGCCGGCGCAGCCUGAAGAACAAGCUCAUCAUGUGGGAUCCAGAUCGAUACGGCACCACAGUGCCCUACACGUCCCGGCGGCCCAAGGACUCGGAGCGGGAAGGCCAGGGCUAUAGCUUUGUGUCCCGCGGGGAGAUGGAGGCCGACAUCCGCGCGGGGCGCUACCUGGAACAUGGCGAAUACGAGGGCAACCUGUAUGGGACCCGUAUCGACUCCAUCCGGGGUGUGGUCGCCGCCGGCAAGGUGUGCGUGCUGGAUGUCAACCCCCAGGCAGUGAAAGUGCUGAGAACAGCUGAGUUUGUCCCUUAUGUGGUGUUCAUCGAGGCCCCUGACUUUGAGACCCUGCGGGCCAUGAACCGGGCUGCCCUGGAGAGUGGGGUGUCCACCAAGCAGCUCACGGAGGCCGACCUGAGGAGGACCGUGGAGGAGAGCAGCCGCAUCCAGAGGGGCUACGGGCACUACUUUGACCUCAGCCUGGUCAACACCAACCUGGAGAGGACCUUUCGUGAGCUCCAGGCUGCCAUGGAGAAGCUGCGGAUGGAGCCCCAGUGGGUGCCCGUCAGCUGGGUGUACUGAGACUGUUCAUGUGGACCGCACCCCUCCGGGCUGUGACCCAGAACCCUGAAUCCAUCCCCUCCCCUGGCCAUGACCCCCAGCCCUGAUCCUUAGCUCUCAUCCCUGGCCAUCUGGCUCUCCCUGGGUGAGGACGGCUCCUAGCGGGCCCUAAUCUGGCUUCAGCACAGGCGUGUGCACUGCCGAGGAGGUGGGUGUUCAUGGGGCACCUCUGUGCCCAGGUGCUGCCCACUCCCGAUGCCCACUGGCCACCAGAUGUCCCUCUCUGAGGGCCAGGCUGUGCCCAGGAGUGUGUCAGAGUCACCUCCGUAAUGCUCAGUCCAGAGAAGAGGAAAGCUGCUCUGGGGCCCUGUGGCCAGUAGGUACACUGCCCCCUGCCACCUCUCUCCAGCCGCCUUUCUCCCGUGGACUGGCCACGCCCACUCCAUUCCUGGGCUCCUCCCACCUCUCACCCCUGGGGCCCUCCUGAAGGCUGGGGGAGCCAAAGCUUGAGCCAGCUGCCGCCGUCAGGGGGCAGUGCGGUCCAGCUCCCUUGGAAUGAGGCGGAGUCCCGCAAGUGGACCCCGCUCUGUCCUUCCCUCACGCACAGCUUUUCACUGCCGAAGUCUCUCCACGGACUUCUCUGAUGUGCCCCUGACAGGACCGCUCAGCUC